CUCUCUUCAAUGCACAUCGCGAAACAUACAGCAACGCCAUCGCAGUUGGUAUGGGCAGCAUCACAGCCCUCUCAACAGCCGACCUUCCUUCGGAUGUCUACUAUCUCGCCCAGUUAACACCCACAAACCAUGGUGGCGUGGUCUGGGUGAUCUGCGUGCUCAGUCUGACGUACGCACUUCUCUGUAGUGGCAUUCGAUAUACUCUUCGUCGCGGCAUGUAUGGCUUCGACGAUGCUGCUUUGCUCGUCUCUACCAUUGCGUGCAUAGUCCAACAUGCAUUCGUAUUUCUCGCGCUGGAGAACGGCCUCGGGGUGUCUGUAUCCGGCAUUGCGCAGAAGCAUCACGAUGUGGUUGCCAAAAGUACCUAUACUAGACUUGUUCUAUUCUUCGUCGUUCACUACCUGGCCAAAAUGUCGUUGACUCUUUUCACUCGCCGUUUGUUCGACGGCCAAGAAAAGUACUAUUUACGAAUCUGCGACGCACUUCUGGUUUUGAACUUCAUCUUUGGGGUCGUCAGCAUCUUACUCAUGUCCAUCAGCUGCGAGUCCGGGUGGUAUUUCGCCACGAGAGACGUUUGUCCCGGUCUGUUCACCCGAUGGGUCGCUAUCAAAACGCUCGAUGUUGUGGGAGAGCUCGCUCUCGUUCUCGUUCCAAUACUCCUCAUUUGCAAGAUUCUGCUCAACUCCAAGCACAAAGCCGUCAUCGUUGCUACAUUCGCGGCCCGACUGCCAGUCAUUGCAUUCACCAUUGUCCACUUCUACUAUCUACGUAAAUCCUUCCAUAGCACCAAGGAUCGAGGGAUAUCACUGGUGCAACCGGUCGUAUGGCUUCAGGUUACCCUCUUAUGGUCAAUGGUUACAGCUUCUCUCCCAUCUUUCAGGCCGCUGAUAUCGCCAUUCGAUACCGUCAUGGAGGAUUCGUCCGAUCGAUCAGCUUCGGUGUUUACAGGCGCCGCACUUGUUUUAGGAACCGAAAAGGAAGAGUUUGCAGAUCCUGCUGCGACAUCUUGGUCGCGUCUCUCUCAACUGGAGCCCGUGGCUAGCGUGCCGAGUCGACACAGAGACUUCAAGGGUCAUAACGAGACCAUCAUCGAAGGACCAAAGAAGAAACUGUUCAGAUUGUCGAAGAAGGAAGACGAUAUCGAACUAGGCACAAUCCAACACACCAAAGACUUCGAGAUCAGAUAUGAAGAAGCCGCAAAACCUAGCCGAUGGAGCAAAGUUUGGCGAGAGUCUGGCUCUUCCUUCAUGGAGAAGGAAAACGACCCCGCGCCGGUAGAAGCAGUGGAAACUGCUGAUGAGACGUGAGCAACCCCAUGACUACCGAACUCGGAAAUACCAACAUAUUCUCCCAGGCCCGCUCCACGGAGACGCAGCACCUACGCUUUCAUCGACGAGGCCGACCUGAUC
Molecule: messenger RNA, 1409 nt
Organism: Aureobasidium pullulans EXF-150
Lineage: Eukaryota; Fungi; Ascomycota; Dothideomycetes; Dothideales; Saccotheciaceae
Exons: 3
Coding region: 51-1307 (418 amino acids)
Source: RefSeq, a predicted model, not a curated record